Dermacentor andersoni is the source of this 2023-nucleotide messenger RNA. RefSeq lists its product as uncharacterized. Lineage: Eukaryota; Metazoa; Arthropoda; Arachnida; Ixodida; Ixodidae. The record is from RefSeq and is a predicted model, not a curated record.
CGCUCCGUUCACAUAAUGGAUAACGGUCGCCAGUGCACAUGGCUGUCGUACCGCCGAACGAGACGUCUUAUUCUAACGCUCUCUUCAAACAGCUCUGGUGGCCUGCGUCCUGCUGUCCUCGACAUUGUGUCGGGCUGCUAAGUUGGGCUGUGACCGGGACACAAUGGAAAAGUGCAGUGCGAGCCUCUUCUUUUUCGCCAGUGGUCCUCACAUACCUGUUGGCGCCCAGGAACUCGCAGAAACUUGCAAGUCCGACGAGAACGACAUCAAGUGCCUACAGGAUUACAUCAAGAACUGCCUCAACGGCAUCUCCAAGGGAAUGGUGCAGCUCAUAUUUGAUGGCAUCACUGCGGUAACUCAGGAGAAGUGCACCGUCGGACAUCCCCAACACGCUAACUACCUGAAGUACGUGGUAUGCAUGAACACUAUCGGACCGAAGAUACACCAGUGCAACAGAAACAUCACCGCCAUCCUGGAGACGAGCUCCGAGGUCGCACAGCAAAAGCACAAGAUUGGCUACGCCUGCUGCACGUUCGCGACAUACAAGCAGUGUGUCCAGGACUCUAUUCGAGGAAGUUGCUCGGAUGACCACAUCGAUUACGCCGAAGGCAUCGUGCAACAGUACGCGGGCGAGAUCCUGGACGCCGUGUGCACAAAGUACCGACCGGGUGAAGAGGGCUGCAAAUCGCUGCCGGUCAUUGACCCCGUCCAGAAACCAAAGACAAAGUCUAUGCUGCCGCCGCUAAGCGAUAUUCUGAAGACGUUUGGCUAAGUGGCGGGAAACAUCUGGCAGCCAAAGGCAAGGUGUGGGACUGCAUUGCUGUAACUCGCUAUCGGGCCUAAUACUACCACAAGUUCUCGAUAGUUUGACUCCACUGCUACAAGCUGCCGAACAAAGCGUAGAAAAGAUUAUGUGUUUGUAAUGAUGCCUGUCUUCCAUGAGUAUUGUGUGGGUGUUGAGCAAAAUGCUGCGAUACAGUUUAUGACGCUGUUGGUGCAGAUGGGAAAUCCAGCUGGCUUCUUGACAGCGCAAAUAUAGAGAAGAAACAAGGAAGGCAGGGAUGAUACUGAAAAUAAGCUAGUCGAAUUAUUUCUGCGUUUUUGCGUUGAGUGUACGUAAGUUUCCUUUAUAGAAGAAUUCCAUGCCACUUAAAUGCAAUCGUUCCUUUAAUUGAAUCUACUGCUUUUUUAUCAUUCAUUGCUCAGAACCAGCCGCUUACGGUGAUAAAAGAUUCACUAAUCGCUAAAGGGAGUAACAUUUAUGUAGAAUGGUUACUUUAAUGCCGACGCUUAAGUACUGCCUAAAGUGCGAAACGAUGUCAUAAAGUAUUUGCGGGCUUCCUUUAGUUCCAACUGGUGCCGAGUUCGUUUGCUUUAAUAUUCUGCUGUAAUAAUAUGCUAUGAUCCUAUGCAAACAUUAUACGCUAUUAUUUUUCUCAGCAGAUGUUUAUUUGCUUAAAGCUCAUUGGGUUAAAUAUGCUCAGAACAGACAAGUUUUUUUCUCUUUUAUCUUGCCACUUUUCACAGCAGAGGCAAAAUAUCUAUUUCAUCACUUCGAGAUAAAGCAAGGUAUGCUAUUUCUGAGCAAUAAAUAGACACAGAAAGUUAAGUAAUAAGUAUUAUAUCAGGAAUUAUUUUCAUACUGCUACUGCCUCUAGUUCCCACUCUUUUCUCAGAGAGUGAAAACCAAAAAUUCUUCACUAAAGCAUAUCAGAGCAAAUGGACAUCUAUGGGACACAACGCUUUACUUUAAUGGCUGAAUGAAUCAACACAAGCAUUUCUGUGAUAACUUCAAUUAGCCGAUUCAUUUAUUACCAAUACUAUAAUUUCGUAAUAGUGUUCGUUUUUGUCGGGUUGUGUAUUCAUACUCAUGACAUGUGUUUGUUUCGUGUCUUAGGGAUGGGGAAGUGUUCUUUCUCGGUAGUUUUGGUUGUGCUGAAAACAAGAAAUAACAAAAAUAAAAAUUCCAGAAUUACUUUCAAGUGUGAAUUUUAUAUUUCCUGAAUAAAAGAGUAUAAAUGAA